Drosophila albomicans is the source of this 2068-nucleotide messenger RNA. It is a transcript of the gene wor, whose product is annotated as zinc finger protein 286A. Gene Ontology annotation, biological process: regulation of DNA-templated transcription. The record is from RefSeq and is a predicted model, not a curated record. The transcript is spliced from 2 exons. Gene Ontology annotation, molecular function: RNA polymerase II cis-regulatory region sequence-specific DNA binding; DNA-binding transcription factor activity, RNA polymerase II-specific. NCBI's taxonomy places the organism in Eukaryota, Metazoa, Arthropoda, Insecta, Diptera, Drosophilidae. The coding region runs from base 94 to 1773 and encodes 559 amino acids.
UCGAGACGCGUGCGCACGAGAGACGUCGCGUCAGUUAAACCAGAGUUCAGUGUGUGUUAAGAAUAUAGUCAGCUCCCUCAGAAAGUGAUCAUUAUGGAUAAACUCAAGUACAGCAAAUGUCCGCUCAAGAAGCGACCGAUACACGUCGAGGAAUCGCCACUCGAGGAUCAGUUGUGCCAUGACGAGGGACCCGUUGAUCUUAGCGUGGCUGCCGCUGCAGUGCCGAUCGAGCCACAUUGGAGCAUCAAAGAGGAACCCGAGCCACAGCCAGUGACCACAGAACUGCGUCGUCGCUUCGACGCUGCCAUGACACAGACCAAGGAGCAGCUAGCUCGUCGCAUUUGGGAAGAGACUCGAGAAAUCGCACGCGCCUUUCCCGAUGUCUUCACUCGCGAGGAGAUCGCCAAGAGUUUGGCUCGUUUGGGCUACGGCGACUUUGAGCUGCCGCCCGAGGAUGAGGUGAUGGAGCCAGAACACGAACGGAAUGUCGAAGAAGCUCGCAGUUAUGCCAGCAUUUCGCCACAGCCUCUGAUGCCGGGUCCCAUCAAAGUGGAGCCACACAACGAGGAACCGUUUGGUCUGCGCAACUAUAACAACAAUUUGAUGAAGAGCAUUGCCGACUAUGAGGAUUGCAUGAAGCAGCCACAGACGCUGGUCGAAACCAACUAUGCCGAGCCAGAGGAUUUAAGUUUGGCGCCGCAGCGUCGCGGACUAAGUGAGAAUGCCAAUCUGCAUAAUGUGGCACGCGCUCUGCUCAGCAUGCAACAUAUGGCGCCACAGCAGCAGCAGCAGCAGUUGCCACAACAGCCACAGCAGAUGUUGCAGGCCAAAGCACAGCAUCAACACGAUCAGGAUGUGGACUUUGAGGAUCAAGAGAAUCAGGAGAAUCAACUCAGUCUGAAGAUCAAGAGCAGCAACGAUCUGUACUAUCAGUGUCAGCAGUGCAACAAAUGCUAUGCCACCUACGCGGGUCUCGUCAAGCAUCAGCAGAGCCAUGCCUACGAGAGCACCGAGUACAAGAUCAUACGCAGCAACCCUGGCAACCCUAGUGCACCGAUUGUCGAUCAAACCGAGUUCUGCACAGAUCAGGCUUCCGCACUUAUUCAAGCUGCGAAUGUUGCCUCCGCUCAGUCCAUGCAGAAACCGGUGGGCGUGCCACGCUAUCACUGCAAGGACUGUGGCAAGUCGUAUUCCACCUACUCGGGUCUGAGCAAACAUCAGCAGUUCCAUUGUCCCUCCGCCGAGGGCAACCAGGUGAAGAAGGUCUUCAGCUGCAAGAACUGUGACAAGACUUACGUCUCGCUUGGGGCACUCAAGAUGCACAUACGCACACACACGCUGCCCUGCAAGUGCCCCAUCUGUGGCAAGGCUUUCUCCCGUCCGUGGCUGUUGCAAGGACACAUUCGCACACACACCGGGGAGAAACCUUUCAGUUGCCAGCAUUGCAAUCGCGCCUUUGCAGAUCGCUCGAAUCUUCGCGCACACAUGCAAACGCAUUCGGAUGUCAAGAAGUAUUCCUGCCCCAGUUGCACUAAAUCCUUUUCGCGCAUGUCGCUGCUGGCCAAGCACUUGCAAUCCGGCUGCCAAUCGGAGCAGGGCGCGCAUGCCUCAAGCGCUGGCUUCAAUCAGCAGCAGUUGCAACAGCAUUUGCAGGGCUACGAAGAGGCGCCGCAUCAACAUUACUAUGCGGGCAGCGUGGGCAGCAGCGGUGGAGAGGAAGAGGAAGCUCAUGAGUUCCAAAUUCCCGCGCCAGUCAGACAGAGCAUCUAUUAAAACACAAUUCUAUAUAUUAAGCAUUAGCUUUGUAAGUUCUCAAGUCAGUUUACAUACAUUCAACUCAGGAAUUCAGUGCCAAAAAUUAGUCAAGGCAAUUUUAUUGCUUGUUAGGUUCCACAUUAUUUAUAACUAUUAUUAUUAAUAUUAUAUAUUGAAAUCUUAACGAUUUUCGUAGGGCCAAGUCAAGGGUUAGCAUUAGUUGAGCAGUAGUCGCCAUUCGUUGUUAUCUGUCGUUUUGUUUAAAUUUGUUUGCCUGUAUAUUUCUUGUUGAAACUCAUCGUGUACAAAUCGA